This is a messenger RNA of Branchiostoma belcheri (Belcher's lancelet), 2352 nucleotides long. RefSeq lists its product as uncharacterized. The transcript has 2 exons. The record is from RefSeq and is a predicted model, not a curated record. Lineage: Eukaryota; Metazoa; Chordata; Leptocardii; Amphioxiformes; Branchiostomatidae. Gene Ontology annotation, molecular function: [protein-PII] uridylyltransferase activity. The coding region runs from base 3 to 1952 and encodes 649 amino acids.
AGAUGUCUACCGUAUCAAUUCUGCUUCUGCCGGUGGAUACACUUUUCUCUUACGGUUUCUGGGACAUCGCCGAAAAUGCGUACGCGCAGAUACUUCAGCAAGCAUUAGAGGAUGAUGACAGCCUGUUGGAGAUUUCUGUCUUAAAAAGCAUCGGUGAUGUCUAUCUCGAGAAGGGACGGGUCAGUAAAGACGGUAAAGACUUCACCAAAGCCUCGGCCUUGUACAACGCGGCCCUGGUGCGCUGUGCGGACUGGGACGGUAGACAGAGCCUGGUGCACCGCAUCAAACGUACGGAGAAAUGCUUCAUGAGGUACGUGGCUGGUGUCCAUGAUACUGCGGUCUCUCCUCGCAAGGAUGACAUUGCUCGUAAAGUACAACUUCAGAAGAUAAGAGUCUAUUGCAAAGAACAGCUUCGGACGCUUUCUUCACGUGCCAACUGCCCCUAUAUAUAUAAAGACAACCCCAUGGAGAGUGAAGAGGCACGAAAUGCCGAAAGAAGACGAACAGAAGCGGUCAGGUCGCUGUACCACUACGUCACGGUCAAAAUGAAGCAGUUCAGUGCUGACAUGGUAGAAGAAUGCAUCGAAACACUAGGCCCAGUCCCGUGCCAGUAUGCCAUGGUAGGAAUGGGGUCGAUAUGCCGGGAGGAAAUGACGCCAUACUCGGACCUGGAGUUCGCCAUUUUGGUAGAAGAAGGGAAGUGCACGGAUCAAACCAAGACCUACUUCCGCACCCUCACUCACUUGUUUCAUUUGAAAGUUUUAAACCUAGGGGAGACGAUCCUGCCAUCUAUGGCAAUCAAAAGCCUCAACGACUUCAACAACAAGGAAACUGACUGGUACUAUGACGAUACGACACCUUGUGGGUUCAGUUUUGACGGCUCCAUGCCCUGGGCGAGCAAGACCGCCCUCGGCAGGGACCAAACCUCGUCCAAACCCGCCUUAGAACUCAUCAUGACUCCCAGCGAAAUGGCGGAGCUGCAAAAGGACGAGCGAUCAGUCAAAGAAGGAUACCAUCUAGCCGAUGUCCUCUGUAACGUGACUUUGAUCUCAGGUGAGAAAACUUUGGUAGAGGCUUACAGAAACAAGGUCCAGGAGUUGCUCGAUCUUCCCUCACAACUGUGGCAGGUCUACACCGAGAUGUCCAUGCCAGAGGAGGCAGAGAAACACAGACUUGGAUGGAUACACUGUUUACAUCCAUGUUUAUCGGAAGUUAUUAGUAUCCUAAUGCUUCAGGGAAGAACGUCUCUUCAAGAUGUACAGUGUCAAACAAUUGAGGACGGGUUUCAGACGUUCGGAGAAGCUGUCGACAGUGACAAAUUCGUCGUACCGUGGGACCUCGCAGUUUACAUACUGAACUAUUCGGCGCUUUUGGAAAACCAGAAGCGUCAUGCAGAUGUUGAGCGACUGUUCGAAACUGUACUAGACAAACUGGGCCAAUGCGAGGACGUGGCUGAUUUUGACAGGAAAAUAUAUCCAACAAUGUCAGUAUUCCAAGCUGCAUGCCUGUUCUACAUGAGGCAAGGCAAUCGAGAAAAAUCAUUGAAGUGCCUCCAAACUGUUCUCAAAUGUUCAGCACAUAUAUUCAGUGAUGAUUCUGACAUCAACGUGUACACUGAUCAAGCCAGCAUGAAUCACAUCCACUUCUGCACUGCUGUACUGAACUUCCAACACAGCUUGAGGUACAAGGAAGAAGUAAAGAAGACAAUACUCGCUGACAUCGACAGGGUCUGUUCCAUUGUAUUAUAUCGUGCAACAACGUUCGGACCAAAGCUAGUUGAAACGUGCACUGACUGUAUCUAUACCUCUGGAAAGACACUAGAGAACACGGGAGAAACUCUGGCAGCAGUAGAGAUGUUCCAUGUUGGCCUGAAGAUUUGUACCUCACAAGAAUCGUUCGCCAAAGCGCUUGUCUUUCUGACGUCUAUGUUCAGAGCUCGUGGAAUGCUGUAAAAGGCAAAUGUCACAAACAAUACUAAGCCGAUUGACAUUUUCAUUGUUCAGACAGAUGUGUAGCUGUUUUCCCUGGUUUCAUUUCUUUGUUUCUUGUAGGCUGUGUUUGAAUUGAAUUGAAUUUAAAUUGGGAAAGCUUAACUUAGUCUCUCAUUGGACACAGCUCUAUCAACUAUGUAUUGUACAGUUGAGUUAAUCUUUCAUAUAACAUUGUAUAUACGGUAAGCAUCAUUGAAGGAUAAUGUGUAAAUGAUAGGUCAAUGCAAUAUUUAAAGGAGGGUUAAAAUAGACGCGUGUACAUGUGGUGCCAAAUGAAUGAAAUUGUGUUGGUCCCUUCUGCUUUUUGUGACCUUUGAUGAUACGUGAUUACAGUCUGUCUCAAUAUAAUUUCCCACUCUUC